CAAGUCACAACUCGUUUUUUUACUCGAAAUUAUUUUAUACACAAUUUUGUACAAAAAAUUACAAAAAAAUAUGCAACGAAUAAAGCCUUAUUCUCAUCGGGACGAUAACAAGGAGCGGAGUCCGCUCUGCUCCCCGUGCAACUUGACCUUCUUCCUCUUCAUGUUUCUAACCGGCCUGUUCUUCUUCUCUUGUGGGGUACAACCCUUAUCAAAAAAUCAAGAAUCCGUCAAAGAAAACGAAAUCGUCCCUCCACCAAGAGUGGUCGUCGUACCGGCCGAGACACCUCACGGGCAGGAGACAAUUUAUGGUAACUCAAAUCCUCAAGGAUUCAAGAAUGACAUCUCAAAACAGAAGGCAAACAUAAAAAUAGUGAAAACAGAUAGCCCCACAGAAUACGUAGAACGGAUUUACGACGAAGCGGUAGAAAAAGAUAGCAAAAAGGACUCCAUAAUUUCCAGUACAGAUAAUGGUGUGAAGCAGUAAAAAUUUCUAAUCAUCUCCAAGACCGAAAACUCUGCGUACAUAAAUACAUUUCAUCACAAACUGAUCCAUUAAAGCAACAGAUAAAACAUGA
Folsomia candida is the source of this 575-nucleotide messenger RNA. RefSeq lists its product as uncharacterized. NCBI's taxonomy places the organism in Eukaryota, Metazoa, Arthropoda, Collembola, Entomobryomorpha, Isotomidae. Bases 71 to 484 code for a protein of 137 amino acids. The record is from RefSeq and is a predicted model, not a curated record. The transcript has 3 exons.